CUCUCUCUCUCUCUCUCUCUCUCUCUAAAUCAGUAUAUAUCCAACCAAACUCUGACCAAUAAUGGCCUUAAAACACGAAUCACUCUCCAGUAGGUUUUACCCACUCCGUUGAUGGACUAUCGCCCCUCCAACGCCAAUCCGUUCUUGGUGAAUAACUACGCUGUGAAGUCAUCUGCUUUAGGGCUUCACAGACUGGUGUUCUCCGACAGUCAGAAACCUCGUCAAGUUCCUUCCUCCGUCUACUUCUCCGGUCACCGGCGGCCGUUGGUUGCGGUGGCAAGGGCGGGGGCGAGUAGCAACUGCGAGUUCAGCAGCUUGAACACGCCGCUCGAGCCGAAGUCGGCUCCGGGGAAGUACCUGAGCGGUUUAUUGCUGAGUGAUGAUGCAGAGGAGUUUCAGGAUGCUGUUUGCAAGCAGUUGGAGCAGUUAGCCGCUGAUCGAGAUGACGCGAUUAGGCGCGCGGAUUUAAGCUCGAGGUCUGAUGAAGCGUGCCUCCACAGGAGGAAAAUGGAGCUCUGCCAUCAAAGGGAUUGGAAGGGGGAAGCUGAGGGUUGCCUUCAAGAGAGGAGAGGCCAAUUGGGGAGUUGGGAAGCUUCCCAAUCUGAGCCUAAAGGAAACACAAAACAACUUCUAUCUGCAUGGCUGGAGGAGGAUUGCGGAACUUAGGGAGCAAGAGUGCCAGAUUGUGGUUGAAGAUAUCAUGUACAUUUUAGUACUAUACAAAUUUCACGAGAUCAAAGUCCAUUUGGUUCCAAGGCUCUCUAAAUGCAUCUACAAUCACAGACUAGAGUUAUGGCCUUCUAAUGACUGGGAGCUCGAGUCUAUUCACAGCUUUGAAGUCUUGGAGUUGAUAAGGGAGCAUCUGACAGGUGUCAUCGGCUGGAAAGCAGACUCUAACGUCGCAGACAAUUGGGCCACAACUGAGAUUCCACGUCUCCAACUGUGCCGAGUCUAUGCUGCUUCCAUUUUAUAUGGCUAUUUCCUGAAGUCUGCCUCCUUGAGGCACCACCUUGAACUGAACCUUGGAUUAACCUGUCAAAACCCGCUUCUAGUUCCAGAACUGUUGUCCUGCGGGAUGAAGAAUAUUGCCUUUAGUCGCAUUGGCAGAGCGCAAUCUACAUCACUAGGUCCAGAGUCAUGUAUUCGAGUAAAGAAACGAGAGAAUUUAAAGUGUUACGUUAUGGGAUUUGACCCUGAGACAUUGGAGAUGUGUGCAAAACCUAAAACCAGGGAGGCUGUGAGCCUCGUUGAGAAGCAUAGUUGUGCGCUGUUUGGGGAUGAAAAUACUGGUUUGAUCGAGACCAAUGACGUGAUUGUGACUUCGUUGUCGAGCCUUAAGAGGAUGGUUUUAGAGGCCGUGGCUUUCGGUUCUUUCCUUUGGGACACAGAAGAGUACGUGGACGCUGUUUAUAAGCUUAAGGAGGAUUAGAGGAGGUAAAUUUUAAGUGGUUGACUUCUUCUUUUCUGAUGUAAAUAUGUUUUCAUAUCUGGCAGCCAUAUUUUGAUAUGUACAGUGACAUCAUUUUGUGUAUAAUGUGAUUUCCGCGGGGCAAGAUGCCUAAUAAUUAUAACGGGCAAAUGAUAAUACCAAAACUUUUUUGGUUCCUGCCAAAA
Molecule: messenger RNA, 1614 nt
Organism: Rhododendron vialii
Lineage: Eukaryota; Viridiplantae; Streptophyta; Magnoliopsida; Ericales; Ericaceae
Product: UV-B-induced protein At3g17800, chloroplastic
Exons: 3
Coding region: 482-1429 (315 amino acids)
Source: RefSeq, a predicted model, not a curated record